Messenger RNA from Coturnix japonica (Japanese quail), 6146 nucleotides. NCBI's taxonomy places the organism in Eukaryota, Metazoa, Chordata, Aves, Galliformes, Phasianidae. The record is from RefSeq and is a predicted model, not a curated record.
GCCAAAGUGGUGCCCAACAACGACAAGAACCGAACCUUCAGCGUCUCCUACGUGCCCAAAGUCACUGGCCUGCACAAGGUGACGGUGCUGUUUGCGGGGCAGCACAUCACCAUACACAUGUGGGUCACCCCACACAUGUGGGUCCACCCCACACAUCUGGGUCCCCCCACACAUCUGUGUCACCCCACACAUCUGUGUCACCCCACACAUGUGGGUCACCCCACACAUGUGGGUCCACCCCACACAUGGGUCACCCCACACGCGUGGGUCACCCCACACAUAUGGGUCCCCCCCACACACGUGGGUCCCCCCACACAUCUGUGUCCCCCCACACACGUGGGUCCCCCCACACAUCUGGGUCCGCCCCACACAUCUGGGUCCACCCCACACAUCUGGGUCCGCCCCACACAUGUGGGUCACCCCACACAUGUGUCCCCCCCAGGCGCAGGUUCUGGCAGCCCGGAGGUUUUGGUGUCGGGCGCGUCGGGUCGUCGCGUGGAGACGCAGCUGGAGCCGCGUGGGGACGGCGUCUAUCGCUGCCAGUAUCGCCCCACAAGUGACGGGACCCACAGCGUGGGGGUCACGUUCGGGGGGACACACAUCCCAAAGAGCCCAUUCAGUGUCAGCGUGGGGCAGGCCUGCAACCCGUCUCAGUGCCGCGCCGUGGGGCGGGGGCUGCAGCCCAAGGGGCUGCGGGUGAAGGAGGCGGCCGACUUCAAGGUGUUCACUAAGGGGGCCGGCAGUGGGGAGCUCAAGGUCAACGUCAAAGGACCCGAGUGAGGUCCGGAGCCGGUGAAGCAGAAGGAUUUGGGCGACGGGGUCUUUGGCUGGCGAUAACCCAGCACCCCCGGCACAUACAGCGUCAGCAUCACGUAUGGGGGGCAGCCCAUACCACGCAGCCCCUUUGAGGUGCAGGUGGGUCCCGCAGGGGGGGGUGCCCCGAAGGUCCGUGCGUGGGCCCCGGGGCUGCAGGGAGGAACCGUGGGCUGCUCAGCUGACUUUGUGGUGGAGGCGCUGGGAGACGACGUGGGAACAUUGGGUUUCUCAGUGGAAGGCCCGUCCCAGGCCCGCAUUGAGUGCGAUGACCGCGGUGACGGGUCGUGUGACGUUCGUUACUGGCCGGGGGAACCCGGGGAUUACGCUGUUCAUGUGUUGUGUGAUGGGGAGGACAUCAAGGGCAGCCCCUUCAUGGCCGACAUCAGGCCCAGCACCAGGGACAGCCACCCCGACAAGGUGAAGGCGCAGGGUCCCGGGUUGGAGCCCACCGGGGUGGCUGUCAACCAAGUGGCUGAAUUCACUGUGGACGCCAAACAGGGGGGGAAGGGACCCCUCACUGUGCAGAUGCAGGUAAGGCGCUGUGCCCUGAUUGGCCAGUGUUACCGCCUGCCCUUGUACCACUACGCUCUGAUUGGCCAAUGUUACCCCCUGCCCUACGCUCUGAUUGGCCAACGUUACCCCCUGCCCUGGCACCACUACGUUCUGAUUGGCCGACGUUACCCCCUGCCCUGGCAACGCUACACUCUGAUUGGUCAACGUUACCCCCUGCCCAGGCAGUGCUAUGCUCUGAUUGGCCGCUACCCCCUGCCCUGGCACCACUACGCCCUGAUUGGUCAACGUUACCCCCUGCCCUGGCAGCAUUGCGCCCUGAUUGGCCAACGUUACUGCCUGCCCAGGCGAUGCUACGCUCUGAUUGGCCGCUACCCCCUGCCCUGCCAACACCACGCCCUGAUUGGCCAAUGUCACACCCUGCCCUGGCAACGCUACGCUCUGAUUGGCCAAAGCCACGCCCUGAUUGGCCAACGUCACCCCCUGCCCCGUCAACGUCACCCCCUGAUUGGCCAGCGUCACCCCCUGCCCCGCCAACGCCACGCUCUGAUUGGCCAGCGCUACGCCCUGAUUGGUCAACCGCCCCCUGGUGGCCGCUGGUGGUACUGCUCCCUGCUGCCACCUAUGUGUCCCUAUAUGUCCCAACGUAUCCCUAUGGGUCCCUAUGGGUCCCUAUGGGUCCCUAUAUGUCCCUAUGGGUCCCUAUAUGUUUCUAUGGGGUUUUUCCCCCCUAUAGGCGACGUGAGCAUCGGCAUUAAAUGCGCCCCGGGGGUCGUGGGUCCGUCGGAGGCGGAUCUGGACUUUGACAUCAUCCGUAACGACAACGACACCUUCACGGUGCGAUACACCCCAAAGGGGGCCGGGAUGCACACCAUCAUGGUGCUGUUCGCUGACCAGGCGACCCCCAGCAGCCCCAUCCGGGUCCGUGUCGACCCCUCACACGACGCCAGCAAAGUGAAGGCCGAGGGGCCGGGGCUCAGCCGCACCGGCGUGGAGCUGGGUAAGCCCACCCAUUUCACAGUGCACACUAAAGGAGCCGGUCGUGCAGCUCUGGAGGUUGAGGUGAAUGGAGCCAACAAAGGGGACGCGGCCAAAGACGUCGACAUCAAGGACAACCACGAUGGGACUCACACUGUCACAUACACACCCAUACAGCAGGGUAACCUGGGGGUCUCAGUGAAGUAUGGGGGAGACCCCAUCCCCAAAAGCCCUUUUGGGGUCAGCGUCAGCCCCGCCGUGGAGCUCAAUAGGAUCAAGAUCUCCGGCCUGGAUGACAAGCUGGAGGUGGGCAAGGAGCAGGAGUUCACGGUGAAGGCCAAGGGGGCCGGGGGUCAAGGCAAAGUGGGGGCGCGCAUUGUGGGUCCGACCCACAAGUCGGUGCCGUGCCGCGUGGAUGUGGGGCCGGGGGCCGAGAGCAGCAGCGUGCGCUGGACCCCCCCCCACGAGGGACCCUACAACGUGGAGGUCACCUACGAUGGGAUCCCCGUCCCUGGGAGCCCCUUCCCCGUCGAGGCUGUGCCCCCCACCGACCCCUCUAAGGUUCGUGCCUUCGGUCCAGGCCUUCACGGUGGGCAGCCGGGGGUCCCGGCCCGUUUCACCAUCGACACCAAAGGGGCCGGGACGGGGGGUCUGGGCCUCACAGUGGAGGGUCCGUGUGAAGCCCCCAUCGAGUGCCAGGACCACGGGGACGGCACCUGCUCCGUGUCCUAUUUACCCAGCAAGGCCGGGGAUUACACCAUUAACAUCCUCUUUGCCGGCUCCCAUGUACCCGGGUCCCCAUUUCUCGCCCCUAUAACGGCCCCAUUCGACCCCACAAAAGUCACUUGUGAAGGUCCUGGCUUAGAAAAGGGGGUUGUGGGGCAGAGGAGCCACUUUAGGGUGGAUUGUAGUAGGGCCGGCAGCGCUGAGCUCAGCAUUGGGAUCGAGUCCAAUAUGGGAACCCAGGCUGAGGUGUGUGUGGAGGACAAUGGGGACGGCACCUACAACAUCGGCUACACGGCCCUAAGCCCCGGGCCCUAUAGCGUGGCUGUGUUAUAUGGGGGGCAGCCCGUGCCCCAUUUCCCUGCCACCGUCUGCGUGGAACCGGCCGCAGAAGCAACGGGGGUCAAGGUCUAUGGGCCCGGAGUGGAGGGCAAGGGUGAGUUAUGGGGUUAUAUGGGGGUAUAUGGGGUUAUGUAUGGGGUCUGUGGGGCCUAUGGGGUCUAUGGGGCCUAUGGGGUGCAGUACACGCCCUAUGAGGAAGGUCCCCAUACAGUGGAGGUCUCCUAUGGGGGUCUCCCUGCCCCCCACAGCCCGUUCCGUGUCCCCGUGAGCGACGGCUGCGACCCCUCCAGGGUCCGCGUCCAUGGGCCGGGAAUUGGGGGGGGGGUCACAAACCAGCCCAACUGCUUCACCAUCGAGACACGGGGGCCUAAAGGUGUGGUGGAGCCGGUGGAGGUGACGGACAACGGGGACGGGACCAAAAGUGUCAGUUACGUCCCAUCCCGAGAGGGGCCCUACAACAUCUCUGUGCGCUAUGGGGACCAGGACGUGCCCCGAAGCCCGUUCAAGGUGAAGGCGCUGCCGUCCCACGACGCCAGCAAAGUUCGAGCUUCGGGGCCGGGGCUCAACACCAGCGGGAUCCCGGCGUCGCUGCCUGUGGAGUUCACCAUUGAUGCCAAGGACGCGGGAGAGGGGCUGCUGGCUGUGCAGAUCACGGUGGGUUAUGGGGGGAUAUGGGGGGAUAUGGGGGGAGGGGCGCUGUGGGAUACAGAAUUCUUAUGGGGGGUCACAUUGGGGGGUCUCCCAUUGACUCCCAUUGUAAGGUCCCCCAUUGGGUGCCCUACUGGGGGUCCCCCAUUGAGUCUUAUGGGGGGUCCCAUUGGGGGGGUCCCCCAUUGUUGGGUCCCCCUACUGACCCCCACUUGUGGGUCAGGCCCAGGGCUGGGUCCCACCAUCCAGCUGGGUGAGCAGACGCUGCUGACGGUUGACGCCAAGGCUGCGGGUCCCGGGAAGGUGACGUGUGCGGUGAGAGCCCCCGACGGGGCCGAGGCCGACGUGGACGUGGUGGAGAACGAGGACGGGACCUUCGACAUCUUCUACACGGCCCCACAGCCCGGGAAAUACAUCAUCUGUGUCAGGUUCGGGGGGGAGCACGUGCCCAACAGCCCCUUCCAGGUCAUGGUGAGGGGUCUCUCUCUGGCCGUGGAGGGUCCAUCCAAAGCCGAGAUCAGCUGCCGGGACCACCAGGACGGGACGUGCACCGUGUCCUACCUGCCCGUAUUGCCUGGGGACUACAGCAUCGUGGUCAAGUACAACGACAAGCACAUCGCAGGCAGCCCCUUCACUGCACGCAUCACUGGUGACGACAGCCUCCGCCAAUCACACCUGAAGGUCGGAGCCUCAGCCGACAUCCCAUUGGACAUCGGCGAGAGCGAACCUCAAGCGCAAUUGGCUGCAGCGUUCACCGUCCCUUCCGGCCGGAAGGAGCCGUGCCAGCUCAAACGGCUGCGGGACGGCCAUGUAGGGAUCUCAUUUGUCCCCCAGGAGGUGGGGGAGCACCUGGUUCACAUCUCCCGUGGGGGGCAGCCGCUGCCCCGCAGCCCCAUAGCCGUCACCAUCAGCCAGGCCGAGCUGGGGGACGCCAGCAGGGUCCGGGUUGGGGGGCCGGGGCUGCACGAGGGGAGGACGUUCACCCCCACACAUUUCACCAUCGACACCAGGGAUGCAGGUUAUGGGGGGCUGGCCUGCAUUGAGGGGCCCAGCAAAGUGGAACUAAUCAGCACCGAGGAGCUGCCGGAUGGGACCUGCAGGGUGGGCUACUGCCCCACUGAGCCUGGAAACUACAUCAUUGCUGUGCAAUUCGGGGACCAGCAUGUGCCUGGGAGCCCGUUCUCGGUGAAGGUGACGGGUGAGGGCCGGGUGAAGGAGAGCAUCACGCGGCGCCGCAGGGCCCCCCCCGAGGCUCAUGUGGGGACGGCGUGCGACCUCAGCCUCAAAAUAGGUGCUCGUUACCCCGCAGGUGAUUACGAGGUGGCGGUGAAGUUCAAUGACGAGCACAUCCCCGACAGCCCCUUUGUGGUUCCCGCUGCCCCCAACAGCGACGCCGCGCGACGUCUCACUGUUUCUAGCCUUCAGGUGAGGCUCCGGGAGAGGGGCGCGCACAGGCCCUACACAUGGCCAUAUAGGGGGCACACCCCCUAUCUCUGCCCCACAGACAAGUACGCGGUGCGUUUCAUCCCGCGUGAGAACGGCGUUUACUCCAUUGACGUCAAGUUCGAUGGGGCCCACAUCCCCGGGAGCCCCUUCAAGGUGCGCGUUGGUGAGCCUGGCCAGGCGGGCAACCCCACACUUGUCACAGCGUAUGGGGCAGGACUGGAGGGAGGAACCACCGGUCCCCGUCUGGUCAGCACCCACUCCCUGCGUGAGAGCUCCUCGGUUCUGGUUGAUUCUGGGUUGGGGGUCUCAGUUCCCCCCCCCACAACAACCGCUGCCCCCCCCCCAUCCGGACCCACCCCCCCUGGGGGGGUCCCGACCUUCUCGGACCCCUCCAAAGUGGUGGCCAAAGGUUUGGGGCUGAGCAAGGCCUUUGUGGGGCAGAGGAACUCCUUCACUGUGGACUGCAAACCUCAUAUCCCCCCAUAUAACCCCAUAUAUCCUAUAUCUCCCUAUAGGUUCCAACAUGCUGUUGUGGGCAUAGCAGAGAGCCAUCUGCUGGUCCAAUGGGGGGAUCAGCACGUCCCACACAGCCCCUUCCGCAUCAAUGUACCCUGAAUGGGAACCCCUGUCUAUGAAUGAACCCCCUCAGAUUAAUGAAUUAUGAACCCCUCAGUUUAAUGAAU